CCACCUGCAGCACCUGCUCCUGCGGCACCCCCACCUGUGGCACAUCCACCCGCUGCGCCUCCACCUUGUGUGUACCCAGCUGUGGCGCCUCCACCUCCAGGACGACCCCCACCUGCAGCAUUUCCACCUGCUGCACCCCCACCUGUGGCACCCCACCUUCAGCGCCUCCACCAUGAAGAGACGGGAUGCAGCAGCUGAUGCAGCUUCAUGCUGCCUUUGACCAGCAGCUGUUGCUUCGUGGAUGCAGCAGAAAGGUCGGGAAUCAAACAUCUGUCAUGGCCACUGGGUUUGCCCUCCUUCUUAUGAAGGUGUGCUCUUCACCCUCGCUUGCAUCCGCCGAGUUUCUGGCUGUUUCCUGUUUCUCACUGACGUAAAGACUCAGGAAUCAGGGAACUGAACCCACCUGUCUCAGGGUUCAUCUUCUUUGAUUCCUUCAUACUUUGUGCUCCACAGAAUGUAAGAGCUGCUGCCUUUUACAGACCCCGCCCCCUUUUUGUGUGUCUUCGCCUCUUACCUGCAGCUAGCUCCGCCCACGUGAUUGUCAGUCAACUGGCUUCAGUAUUGUGCUGCACAGAACCAGAGGACUGGUGCAUGGUUCGGAUUAGAGUCUAAAGCUGGAAGUUUGUUCCGACGUCUGAAGGAUUUCUCCUGGUUUGACCUUUCUGUAACCUGUAAGACUGAACUGGUGGAUCUUGAGCAGCUCAAUGCUAACGGAUGUGAUGACUGCACUGGUCCACUGACCAAUCAGCGGACAGGAACUGAAUGUUUUUAGUUUUUUUUUUUUUUCCUUUCACUGCUGUGUUUUAACAUGUGGCGCCCUCUUGUGGUGUGUUUGUCGCCCCCGCAUGAAUACUUGAACCACAGGUCUCCACAAUCAAACCCCUCUGGGUUGCAGAAGCAGCAGCUUCUUUCCCAGAAGUCUUUGGGGUUUCAUGCAGGGGUGUGAAGGCCUCCGGCUGGAGCACAGCUAAAGGAACCCAGGAUUCCAAGUUGACCCAGUUUUGGUUGGUGCUGAUUCAGGGUUAAAGGGCGCCUGUACAUCUGUGUUCACGCUCCGGUUGAUAAUCUGAACCCUAAAGGCCUGACGUUGAGAAACAGUAAAACUUUUUGAGACUUAAAGGAAAUCUACAGAAAAAGAUUGAAAGUUAAAUCCAUAUUUUCAGAAUAAAUUCCGACCUUUCCUCUGGAGGGUCAUAAAAUGUGGGCAGUUCUCCUGAACGGGUCCAAAGUUGAAGGAGGAGACUGGCGGACUGAAAACAGUCGCUUCCUUUUUUUGUCAGAAAAACUUGGAUCAAUCAUGACUUUGACGGAAACUAGUAUCAAGAAAAUGCUUCCUACGACGUACGUCCGCAGUUUUGUGGCUCAUGAAAUAUUUGUGGCGACGACGUACUUCAAAAACCUGAAGCCUGCCAUGGACCGAUAUGUUUUCAGAGACGGGACAGCAAAGACCCUGAUGAGUCUGACGGGAACCAUACCUGUGACGUUUUCAGGCAACCUCUACAACAUCCCGGUGUGCGUUUGGAUCAAGGAGCGCUACCCCCAAGCUGCCCCCAUCUGCUACGUCAAACCCACACCUGAGAUGAUGAUGGUCCGGAGGGGGUUUCUGUCCGGCGACGGUCAGGUCAUUCUGCCUUACCUGAAAGAAUGGAAAAAGGGCGACUGUGACCUCAUCGGCCUCCUGCAGGUGAUGGUGGCGGUUUUUGGAGAGUUCCCUCCCGUGUCCAUGCGGCCCUUUCCAGAGAAGGAGCAAGGCACAUGCCGGUUACACACGGGACCAGAUGGGAAUUCUGUUCUGCUUUUACCCUCAGGAGAUGGUCAACCUCUCCAACGGGGAAAUGAAACCAACUGUUGAAGGUUUUGGAUUAUUUUCUCUCCUGUACUGAUGGCAUCCAUCCCCUCCGAAUAGAAAAACAACUCUAUAAAUAUAUGUGAAUAAUGAUCAUGUUUGUUCUGGGAAACCUUCACCUGCUGAGUGUUUUUGUUUUGGGAUGUUUCCAUGAGCAGAAACAGCUGAUCUGUUUAACUAAAUAAAAUAAAGGAGUUCCUUUAAAAAACUUAUUUAACUCUCAUUUCAAACAGCUGGAUUAUGUUUCUGAUGAAUGUGUAAAUAAAGCUGUAUUUGUCCAACAUGAGCGAUUCUGUUAUUACAUCAGAACACCUGAACGACACCUGAGAUCAGAAAAAAAUAAAAUAAAA
Oryzias melastigma (Indian medaka) is the source of this 2196-nucleotide messenger RNA. RefSeq lists its product as uncharacterized. Gene Ontology annotation, cellular component: ESCRT I complex. The record is from RefSeq and is a predicted model, not a curated record. Gene Ontology annotation, biological process: protein modification process; endosome to lysosome transport; protein transport. Gene Ontology annotation, molecular function: ubiquitin binding. NCBI's taxonomy places the organism in Eukaryota, Metazoa, Chordata, Actinopteri, Beloniformes, Adrianichthyidae. The transcript has 7 exons. The coding region runs from base 1199 to 1852 and encodes 217 amino acids.